AUGGAACGUGGCGUCUGGAGAGGUGGAAGCUCAAUAUUUACUCGCGCUGUACCAAAGCCAUUAAAUAAUAAAGAUAAACAUCUGUGGUUAGCUGAUUUAUUUCAAGGAUUACCAAAAGCAACAGCAAAGAAUGAUAAUGAUAAUUGGUCGAAGAUGGAAUCCUUAAAGGUUUCACUUGAAGAAGUCCAAAUAAAUUUUCGUUCAUUCAAUUUACUUGAUGAUCAUGUCCAUUUUUGUUAA
This is a messenger RNA of Rotaria sordida, 240 nucleotides long. NCBI's taxonomy places the organism in Eukaryota, Metazoa, Rotifera, Eurotatoria, Philodinida, Philodinidae. The record is from the annotation of a GenBank genome assembly.